Fragaria vesca subsp. vesca is the source of this 3179-nucleotide messenger RNA. RefSeq lists its product as uncharacterized. NCBI's taxonomy places the organism in Eukaryota, Viridiplantae, Streptophyta, Magnoliopsida, Rosales, Rosaceae. The record is from RefSeq and is a predicted model, not a curated record. The coding region runs from base 493 to 2157 and encodes 554 amino acids. The transcript is spliced from 7 exons.
ACCAGAUAUUGUAUGGUCUCUCUCUCUCUCCAAAGUCUAAACUCCAAAAUGUAGAAACUAGGAGGAGUAUAUAGCUUCUUAUUCUCUAAAAGUUCUUUCUAAAAUUUUGUUAAAAAAAAAAAGAGAAACAAAAAAGGGUCUUUCUAAAUAUAGCUUCCUUUCCUUCUCACUCUCUCACUUUUUCUCUUUCCACACAUACAAUACUCAAUCUUUUUGGUCUGGAUGAUAUAUAGAUUCUGUGAUGGGGUGAUUGUGUGCUAUAAGCUUGAUGUUCUUGAUGAUGGGUGUGUGGGAAAAUCUUCACUAGGGCAUGAAAAUCUUCAAAGGGCAUUGCUUUGAGCCCUCCAUCACAGUUCCACCACUGCUGAUCACUAGUGUAAACUUCUCAAUUAUAAAGACUGAAGCAAGAAGAAUGUAUAUAGGUUAUAUAUUCUUGACUGGACAUGGAUGUUCUCAGAAGUGUUGAAUUAUAUCGUGUAGGAGAGCUAAAGUAUGGACAGAACCAGAUUAGACUUAAGAUUUUAUCACUCUGGAUCAACACAGUCCGAGGAGUCUGCUCUAGACUUGGAAAGGAACUACUGCUGUCAUCCUAAUCUCCCUUCUUCAAGUCCAUCUCCCCUCCAGCCAUUUGCAUCUAAUGGUCAGCACUCUGAGAGCAAUGCUGCCUACUUCUCAUGGCCUACUUUGACCCGGAUUAAUGAUGCAGCAGAAGAUAGAGCAAACUACUUCGGAAACCUUCAGAAGGGUGUUCUUCCUGAAACUUUGGGGCGGUUGCCAUCAGGACAGCAGGCUACAACCUUGCUUGAGCUGAUGACCAUUAGGGCAUUCCAUAGCAAGAUAUUGCGUCGCUUUAGUCUUGGCACUGCCAUUGGGUUUCGGAUUCGAAAUGGUGUCUUGACAGAUAUUCCAGCUAUUCUUGUCUUUGUUGCCCGUAAAACACACAGGAAAUGGCUCAGCCAUUCACAGUGUCUACCUGCUGCUCUUGAGGGGCCAGGAGGUGUGUGGUGUGAUGUGGAUGUUGUGGAAUUUUCUUAUUAUGGUUCUCCGGCUCCUACUCCCAAAGAACAGCUUUACACAGAACUUGCGGAUGGCUUGAGGGGAAGUGAUCCAUGUGUCGGUUCUGGUUCCCAGGUUGCAAGCCAGGAGACAUAUGGAACUAUGGGUGCUAUUGUCAGAAGUCGAACAGGAAAUAGACAAAUUGGUUUCCUCACAAAUAGACAUGUAGCAGUUGAUUUGGACUAUCCAAACCAGAAAAUGUUUCAUCCUAUGCCACCAAGCCUUGGACCUGGGGUGUAUCUUGGUGCUGUAGAGAGAGCAACAUCUUUUAUCACAGAUGACCUCUGGUACGGAAUAUUUGCCGGAACAAACCCAGAAACAUUUGUGCGCGCUGAUGGUGCCUUCAUUCCUUUUGCUGAAGAUUUUUACAUGAACAAUGUAAUUACAACUGUACGAGGUGUAGGUGAGAUUGGUGAUGUUCGCAUCAUAGAUUUGCAGUCUCCAAUCAACAGUCUCAUUGGUAGGCAAGUGAUAAAAGUGGGGAGAAGUUCAGGUGACAGUGGAAGCCUCAUUCUAUUAGCUGGUCAGAAUGGAGAGAAGCCACGACCUGUUGGGAUCAUUUGGGGUGGGACAGCUAACCGUGGUCGCUUGAAACUAAAAAUAGGCCAACCUCCUGAAAAUUGGACUAGUGGAGUUGAUCUUGGGCGCCUUCUUGAUCUCCUGGAACUUGAUCUGAUAACAACUAAUGAAGGGCUUCAAGCUGCAAUCCAAGAGCAACGAAAUACUUCAGCAGCUGGGAUUGGUUCCACAGUUGCAGAGUCAUCCCCUGCUUUCUGUGCUAACUGUGGACCUCUGGGUCUUAACUUUCAUCAAGUACCAUUUGAAGGCAAAUCCUGUCUAGGACCCAGUCGAUCAUUAAUGCAUGGUGACAUUGACAUUGAGAAAGGUGUUGAAAAAGCUCCCUGUGCGGAGCUUGAGUUCAUUCAAAGUUUUGCUAGCAGAUCUCCAGUAAUUCAUAGAAAUCAAGAGGAACAUCCAGUAUCAAAAAACGUUUUAGCAUUGCGGAGUGGCUCCGAUGAAGAGAUUUCUGUUUCGUUGCAAUUAGGAGAGCCUGAACCAAAGAGAAGAAAAAACUGCAAUUCUUUUUUUAGCACUAAAUGAAGCAGGAAAGAGUAAUGGCUGCUCUGCUCCUUUGGUCUUAUAGUGCCUGCCAUAUGAAGGGAUGCGUCAUUCUGCACUCAAAUCCCAGACUACAAGUUCUCAGUUACACUUCAUUUCAAAGUGUGAAAUCACGAUGAACAACAUGGGUUCAGGUCACAUCUCAUCUUUCAUGAUCGUCGCUAUAUUCUUUCUUGGAUAGAUUGGGAAGGGUAGAAAUAUAUAGGUUAUAUAUAUGUGGAGCAUAUUAGGUUCUUAUAGAGGUGUUUAGGUGGUGCGCACCCUGUGUUGGUUAAUCUUCAAACGUAUCACUUUUGGUGAAAGUCAGUAUACGCAGCUGCUGGAAUCCAACAAUGUACAAUGUUAGUUUUUGGUCGGAGCCUAGCCUAGUAGAAAGUCCCUCCCUCUUUUUGAUGGUAGAAAAGGAAGGAGCCAGAUAUGGGGGGAGUACACCAUUUGUAUCUUCUCGAGUCGAAUAUGUGAACUCAUUUUGUAGCUAUUUGUAAAUGCGGCUUCACUCGAGAGAGUUGAGACUUUUUCUACCAUACAUAUCUUCUUUGUUGAGCACGCGUUUGUGCUUUGGGGAUCUUGUGCUGAAAUGAUCUCUCUCUUUUCCCUUGACCGUUUCUUGGUAUAUUCGGAAGGAAGGCCCGGCAAAUCUCAGCAAUAUCAUCAGGGAUGGCUUCAGUGAGAAAAUUGUGCCCACUGCAUUUUCAAGUGUGACUAAUUGUUGUUUAUACCUUGCUCUCAAAGGUGUGACAUUCAAAGGCCUAAAACAAAACUCAUAAAAACUAUGAAAAGUUGAGAAUAAAAUUUUGUAUUUUCUUACAUGACAUGACACCAAGGAGUACUGAAGCCAAAUUCUAAGUUCUAAAAUUAUGAUAAGAAUUUUUGUUUUUAUGAUUUUUCAAAGUCCUAAAACAAAAUUCAUAAGAACCUCAUAGAAGCUUAAAUUAUUAUACAUUUAUAGCAUGCUGUGACAUCAGGUAGUUCAAAACAUGACCUUGAUUUGUCCUUUGACAAGU